AUGUAAUAAAGGGAUCAAAUUUAAUAUGAUUUACCAUCUAACUCAUCUGAAUUGAUAUUAUAAAUAUCUUCAUGCCACAAUUUAAUGCUUUUGGAUAAAGUAAAGAAAUUAAUAUAUAACAUAAAAAGGCUUUUGAGAUUUAAUAAUUCUAUAUGACAAGGCAUAAUUAAGAUAAAGAAAACUUUCCAAUAAAUAAAGAUUUAUUUAAUGAAAUCUAAACAUUUCAUAAAGAAGCAACUUUCUUAAAAUAAUAAUUAUCAGAUAAUAAAGACUGGAUUCAUGAUUGCAAUACUUAGUAGUAAUAAAUAUAUAAUUAAUAUAAGUUUUUAGAUGAGUUAUAAGUUUAUACCUAAUUCCUCAAAUGUUGCAUUGAAAUUUGAAUCAAUUAUGAAAUUACCAAUUAUAAAUGCAUGUGCUUUAAUCUAUUAAACUGAACUUUUUAAUAAUUGGGUUCCAUUUUGUAAAGUUAGUAAAGCAGUACAAAAUUAUUUAGAUAAUAGAUAAAAUCACCAGGUUUAGGUCAUAAAAUUUGCUAUAUUAUGAUGGAUCUUCCAGUUUUAUCAAAUAGAGAAGCUUAUAUUAGAGGAUAUGGAGUGGAUAAAUUAGAAUAAUCAAAAUCAUUUUUAAUAUGUUGUUAAACAAUUCAUCAUGAUAAAGAAUACUAAUAAUUACAUUAAAUUAACACUACUUAAGUUAAUUGUGUAUAAGUGGAAAUUAAUUUUUUUGCUGUUGAAGUUACACUUAUUAAUGCUGGAGAAUUUAUUAUGAAAAGUGUUGCUAAUUUAGAUCCUAAAAUGAAAUUUAUUCCUUAAAAAGUGAUGAAUUUUUUAAUGAAAAAAAUAGGGAAAUUUAUGUAUGAAAGAUUUUGUAAAUUGGCUUAAAAUAUUAAAGGAACUUAAUGGGAAAAAGCCAUUUAAGAAUAGCCAUAAUUUUAUGAACACAUAAGAAAAAGAUUUGAAUAAUAUUUAAGUAAAUAUUGA
Messenger RNA from Paramecium sonneborni, 980 nucleotides. Lineage: Eukaryota; Ciliophora; Oligohymenophorea; Peniculida; Parameciidae. The record is from the annotation of a GenBank genome assembly.